Molecule: messenger RNA, 297 nt
Organism: Penaeus vannamei (Pacific white shrimp)
Lineage: Eukaryota; Metazoa; Arthropoda; Malacostraca; Decapoda; Penaeidae
Source: RefSeq, a predicted model, not a curated record
AGGUUGGAUCAAGUAGAAAAAGCGCAGCCAGGUAUGACCCGGCCGGUGCAGCGACUUCCUCUCCUGAAACAGGGAAAGCGAGAGAAUGACAAGAAAUUCUUGGCCAGAGUGUACGACACUACUCAGAUGGUAAUUCACGAGGUUGCCUUUGAGGAAAAGUUUAAGGUGGAGGUUGAGCGUGACAAGGAAGGCAAGGUGAAAAUGGUAAACCGGUGGGAGGACACGGACCCAAUCUUGUCAGAGAAGCAGCAGAAGAUUCAGGAGAAGAGAAAAGAGAAGAAAAGACAGCGGAAUAAG